Messenger RNA from Octodon degus (degu), 3584 nucleotides. It is a transcript of the gene Ptgr3, whose product is annotated as zinc binding alcohol dehydrogenase domain containing 2. Lineage: Eukaryota; Metazoa; Chordata; Mammalia; Rodentia; Octodontidae. The transcript is spliced from 2 exons. The record is from RefSeq and is a predicted model, not a curated record. The coding region runs from base 175 to 1308 and encodes 377 amino acids. Gene Ontology annotation, cellular component: mitochondrion. Gene Ontology annotation, molecular function: zinc ion binding; oxidoreductase activity.
GCGGGAGCCGAGAGUCGUGGGAAGGGGGAGCCGAGGGGAGGGCGCAGGCCGGAGGAGGGGCGGACCCGCCCGCGCGGAGCCGAGCGGAGCCGAGCCGCGCGGCCCAGGCUGGGCGCGACCCCGACCGACGGAGGCGGCGGCAGCGCACACAGCGGGACGAGGAGAGGGCGGGCCAUGCUGCGACUGGCGCCCGCUGGCGCCCGAACCAUCGUGGACAUGUCUUACUCCCGCCACUUCCUGGACUUCCAGGGCUCCGCCAUCCCCCGAACCAUGCAGAAGCUGGUAGUGACGCGGCUGAGCCCUAACUUCCGCGACGCGGUUACCCUGCGUCGGGACUGCCCGGUGCCGCUCCCUGGGGACCGAGACCUUCUCGUCCGAAACCGAUUUGUUGGUAUUAAUGCUUCUGACAUCAACUAUUCAGCUGGCCGCUAUGACCCAUCGGUGAAGCCCCCCUUUGAUAUAGGCUUUGAGGGGAUUGGUGAGGUGGUAGCCUUAGGCCUCUCUGCCAGUGCCAGAUUCACAGUAGGCCAGGCUGUGGCUUACAUGGCACCUGGUUCCUUCGCUGAGUACACAGUCGUGCCUGCCAAACAAGCAACUCCAGUGCCUUCUGUGAAACCAGAGUAUCUCACCCUGCUGGUAAGCGGCACCACUGCAUACAUCAGCCUGAAAGAGCUUGGUGAGCUGUCAGAAGGAAAGAAAGUUUUGGUGACAGCAGCAGCUGGGGGGACGGGCCAGUUUGCUGUGCAGCUCUCAAAGAAGGCAAAGUGCCAUGUAAUUGGAACCUGUUCUUCUGAUGAAAAGUCUGCUUUCCUGAAGUCUAUUGGAUGUGACCGUCCCAUCAACUACAACACCGAGUCUGUUGGAACUGUCCUGAAAUCUGAGUACCCAGAAGGUGUCGAUGUGGUCUACGAAUCUGUCGGGGGAGCCAUGUUUGAUUUGGCCGUAGACGCUUUGGCUACCAAAGGGCGCUUGAUAGUAAUUGGGUUUAUCUCUGGCUACCAGAGUCCUACUGGCCUUUCGCCUGUGAAAGCAGGAACAUUGCCAGCCAAACUGCUGAAGAAAUCUGCCAGCAUCCGUGGCUUUUUCCUGAACCAUUACCUCUCCGAGUAUCAGGCAGCCAUGGAGCACUUGCUCAAGCUGUGUGCCAGCAGGGACCUGGCCUGCGAAGUGGACCUGGGUGACCUGUCUCCAGAGGGCAGGUUUACUGGCCUGAACUCCAUAUUCCGGGCUGUCGAUUAUAUGUACAUGGGAAAAAACACUGGAAAAAUUGUAGUUGAAUUACCUCACUCUGUCAACAGUAAGCUGUAAAAACAGAACAGUGACAUAAAUCAAAGGAGAAAGAAAGCGAGUACUUUAUGCCUCAGAAUUACUCAAAUCAAUUUAUUUUAGUUGGUAGUGGAUAUAAUAUUUUUUAAAACAACAGUAAGGUGUUAUGAAUGUAGAUGUCUCCCUCCUCCCCUGUCAGACCAAAAAAAGUGCCAAUAAAAGUUCCCUCCAUGGCUAAGAGGUAAAACAUUUACAUUUGAUCCUUUCGUCAUGGACCAUCUCAUUCCAGAUUUUAUUGUUCCAAGGAAGUAAAUUAAUUCCUGAUGCAGCACCCGAUCAAAUCAGUAUGUCUUCAGCUUGAUGAAAUUCUAAAAUCAGUCUUGAAAAUAGUUCAGAGUCUUCUUUGCUGAGGGAGACUUUGCUCUUGUAUUAACAAGUAGUCUGCCAGUGAGAGGUGUAGCGCACGUCAGCCGUGUGUUUUCACAGUCAGUAUCCUCAGGAAAUAGCCCCGUUCCCUUUUUUCUGUAAAUCACUAACAACUAUCUAAACAGACAUUUGGAGAAAUCUCCAAAUUUGUUUUGCUUGUUUUUAAAAAAUGAUUCAGCAAAUACAAAUGUAUCUAAAAGAAGAAUCUGUUUGAUGGCUUUAUCCACAAUCACCCUGGUAAGAUGUGUGCAAUAGAAAAUUUCCAUGAUCUUUGAAGUAGCCAGUUACUGUUGAAAACUGACACAAGCUAGGAAGUAGAUUUUAGCAAGGGAAACCAUAGAGUUUAAAUGGGUUUUUAAUAUAUGCUCAUGAAAGGAAAAAAUCACAUGCUACUGUUACAGUGAGCCUUUGCCUACAAACAUGGACCACAGAAGGGAACACGUCCUGAAGACACAGGUAGGAAGGGUUAAUGCUGCACUUCACUUGCCUGUGGGUGGGGGGGGUCGUGUGUCACUCAGCAGCUUGCCCAGUAGGGACUGAAGUGAUCUAAAUAAUAAUGUAUUUGCUUCAGUUGGGAGCAUGUAGUCAGAGGAUGUGGGUUUGUGUUCUGCUCAUAGAAACACAAGCAGUCAGUGAUCCUGUAUUCCCAUUUCACUGCUCCAGUGUCCUGGUGGAAUGAGAUGCCCUUUGUCACCAUUGCCUGAUCACACACACACACACACACACACACACAUACACACCCACCCCUACUGACCACAUGUGAAGAGUAGCUUUCUUUUCUGAAUCAUCACACAGCUGAUCCACUUCCUUCUUAACCUUCAGUGCCACAAAGGCUGCUAUCACUUUCAUCAUUAAGUCAAAAUCCCACAGUGCUGUCUAAUUGAAGGUGAAACCCACCAGAUUAUUUUUCACAAUCUUGAGUUUCAGUGCAUCAAACGUGCUCAGUAAAGAAGAAUGUAAUUAAAGAUGCUCCAGGAAAGUUGGAACUAGAUUUAAUUCUUUUCUUGCAUCUGAGGAGCAAAGAAAUCCUACUGCUGAAUAGCUGUUAGUAUCUAUUUUACAAGAUUUACUCAUUUUCAGGUACCUAAUGUAGCUGCUAGCAUGCAUGCACAACAAUACAAUUUAUAUGGUAAAUGGAACCAAAUAAUGGCUUCACUGAAUGUUAUGGCUGCACUGAAGGGAAAUGUCACGGUAAAUAGCUGCCAAAUUAUGGAUCAUGCCGAAGUGUCACAACUGCACUAAAGACAAAUAGCACUAGAGGCUAUUGCCACUAUGACGCUUUUGAGUUAUGAAGAAGGGUAGCAGCCCGAUUCGAGGUUCUUUGUGUCCUCAUCUUUGCAAAGGGCUACUAGUGCAGGGGACAAGAAGGGCUCAUCCAGUGUGGUGCUCAGUUAUUAAUCUGUCCCUUUCAGACCUAACAGCUGUAGCAAAACAGAAAGGGACUUUCCUUCCUUGCUCUUCGAUACACAAAUAGGAGGGGGGUAGCAGGUUUUAUGAAUGUAACUGUGCUCAGAAAAUGACUGGUAAUGGAAAAAUGUUGUUAUAAAAUAAUCUAAUCAAAAGAUAUUAUUAAAUUUAACAUAGUGUAUGUCUGAAAGGGUUAGUUGCUUCUUAUGCAGAUAGAUGUGUGAAAUCUAAGCAAUAAUGCACUUUCUCCCUCAGUAAAGACUUGAGGACUGAGGACAUUACUAACUAAAUUGCUUCUUCUAAACUGAAGUAAGUCCCGGUUUCUUUCAUUUUAAUGGGAGGGUAAUAAAGAUGAAAGACCAACAUUUUAUCUGAUGGAUCCCUUAAGCUACAGAAUAGAAAUUUAUUAUGUUUUGAGGGAAUAUACUAAGUUCAGCUAUGUAAAAAUAAAAUUCAAACACCCAGGUUUAAAAUAAAACAUAAUC